GGACCAGAUUUGGACUCACCACGACUGCCUACAUCUGCAACCCACCACGUGACAUGUAUGUUUACAUCCUUUCAGCUGUGUUCUUUCCUCGUGAAGAAUCGGCAGACUAGUCAAUCACCACUUCACAAACUCGCGCUGCAGCUCGAUAAACUAGCUGUAGUUGAUUUGUUUUUUUCUCUCCUGCAUCUACAUUGGGUCUGAGUUAAUCGAUUGACUUGGCGCUUUUUUCACCAUCACACGCAGCGGGCCACGUUCAGUUGCUAUCUGUUGCUGAUAGAAAUUCCAUUUAUGGAGCCGAUGUGAUUCCUCCUUAUACAGAGCUAGCCUAUGGUGAAAUGACAAUGGUGUGAACCGGCCUCAGGGGAAUCUGCAUCUCUCCAUGCCCCACUAAGAAGACAACGCAUCUCUCCACUUGUGGCACCCUCUUUUUGUUCUGCUGAUUCUUUCUGGCCAUGGGGGGUGCGGUGAGUGCCGGGGAGGACAAUGAUGAUCUGAUUGACAACCUGAAGGAGGCUCAGUAUAUCCGUACAGAGCGCGUUGAACAAGCCUUCCGGGCCAUUGACCGCGGAGACUACUACCUGGAUGGUUACAGGGACAAUGCCUACAAGGAUCUGGCGUGGAAGCAUGGCAACAUCCACCUUUCUGCCCCCUGUAUCUACUCUGAGGUGAUGGAGGCUCUGAAACUGCAGAAGGGUCUGUCCUUCCUCAACUUGGGCAGUGGGACUGGCUACCUUAGCACCAUGGUGGGACUUAUCAUAGGUCCAUUUGGGGUGAACCAUGGAGUGGAGCUCCACACCGAUGUGGUUGAGUAUGCCAAGGAGAAACUGGAUGACUUCAUCAAGAACAGCGACAGCUUUGAUAAGUUUGAGUUCUGUGAACCCGUCUUUGUGGUGGGCAACUGUUUGGAGAUCUCGUCAGACAGUCACCAAUACGACCGUAUCUACUGCGGUGCGGGGGUGCAGAAGGACCACGAGAAUUACAUGAAAGUCCUGCUCAAAGUCGGGGGUGUUCUGGUGAUGCCCAUAGAGGAUCAGCUGACCCAGAUCACCAGGACUGGUCAGUGUUCCUGGGAGAGUAAGAAUAUCCUGGCCGUGUCAUUUGCUCCUCUGGUACAGCAGAACAGAGCUGAGGGAAGCAAGCCUGAUGCUGUAGAACUGCCCCCGGUGAUGGUCAGGAGCCUUCAGGAUCUGUCUCGCAUCUACAUCCGCCGCACCCUCCGAGAUCUGACCAAUGACGAGAGUCCUGACAAUGGCCUGGUGCUGAGGGCUCCCCAGAAAAGAAAGAGACGGCGUUGUCGGCGGCGACGCAUUAACACUUACGUCUUUGUGGGCAACCAGCUGAUGCCCCAAGCCGUGGAGAGCGAGGAGGACGAACGGAUCGAGGAGGAGCAGCACAAGGAGGAAGAGGAGCAGCAGGAAACAAAGGAGAAGGAGCGAGAGGAAGAGGAGGAGAGGGACAUUGGCAGCAUUGAGAUUCUGAAGGCAGUGAAUGUACUGAGGGACAAAAUCAUGACUUUACCUCUGCCUGAAUCGCUGAAGGCCUAUCUGUUAUACUACCGAGAAAAAUGACUGUGUGACUUCUCACCCUGCUGGCAUCCGUUCAAUUGGAGAUAAUGCCUGCUGAGAUUUGUAUUAUCUUUUUUCAAUACAGAAUGAUGUAGCAUUACUUUUCAUUUCUCUUGAAGGGGAAUAUAGAAUGGAGACUAGGAGGCUUUCUGGGUAAUUUUUGAUGAUAUUCUAUAAUUACUAUGAUAUGGUUUUGUUUUUUCAGGAUGUAGAUUCAUAUGUUAAUAUUCCAGCAAAUUGUCUCAAUUAAAUGGUAUAAAAAAGGAAAUGGUAACUAUAUUUGUUAAAAAUAAAUGGACAGAUCCCAAAUUUUACUGCACCUUUUUCUAAAAGCUUUACACAAGUUGAUGUUAAUGAAUGAAGAUGUUAUAUACUGAGUGGAAGAACUAGAGACGAUGCAUGUACAGUCAACUCAAAUGAGUGGCCCCUUUGAAAAGUAUGAGGACGAUAUUACAAAUAUUGUAUACAAAAGAACAUUUGGUUAUUUUGAGAAUUUGUUAACAUAUUAUCUCAGAGUGACAGGUGUCAACAUUAUUGACGCCCAUUUUCAAUACUCCUGCUCACACUCCCCUUGAAAGGAAAACAACACAGCCUUUUUGUCAACUGUUUUAUAUUGUACAAAACAUUGGGAGGAGUCUUGUCCCGUGUGGCUCUGUUGGUAGACAUGACACUUCUAAUGCCAGGGUUCUGGGUUUGAUUCCCACAGGGGCUGAACAAUUCUAAUAAAUACAGUGGGGAGAACAAGUAUUUGAUA
Molecule: messenger RNA, 2319 nt
Organism: Esox lucius (northern pike)
Lineage: Eukaryota; Metazoa; Chordata; Actinopteri; Esociformes; Esocidae
Gene: pcmtd1
Product: protein-L-isoaspartate (D-aspartate) O-methyltransferase domain containing 1
Exons: 8
Coding region: 453-1568 (371 amino acids)
Biological process (GO): protein modification process
Cellular component (GO): cytoplasm
Molecular function (GO): protein-L-isoaspartate (D-aspartate) O-methyltransferase activity
Source: RefSeq, a predicted model, not a curated record